This is a messenger RNA of Capra hircus (goat), 3317 nucleotides long. It is a transcript of the gene FBXL16, whose product is annotated as F-box and leucine rich repeat protein 16. NCBI's taxonomy places the organism in Eukaryota, Metazoa, Chordata, Mammalia, Artiodactyla, Bovidae. Gene Ontology annotation, biological process: SCF-dependent proteasomal ubiquitin-dependent protein catabolic process. Gene Ontology annotation, cellular component: SCF ubiquitin ligase complex. The coding region runs from base 345 to 1793 and encodes 482 amino acids. The transcript has 6 exons. Gene Ontology annotation, molecular function: protein binding. The record is from RefSeq and is a predicted model, not a curated record.
GGAGGGCGGUGGAGGAGCGCCGGGAGGAGGGCGAGGGGAGGGAGGAGGCGCCCGCCCGGCUCCCUGCAAAGCGGCCUUAUUUAUCUGGGCACAGCCAUAGCCUCCCCGGUGGGAGGCUCGGGCGGCCGAUCCUCUCCCACCGGGGAGCUCCUCUCGGGGGUCAGCGGAGGGGCCCGGCCAGGCCGGACGCGGGGCGCGGGGCGCGGCCGGGCCCUGCCUGCCAGGCCAGCACUCGGUCGCCUCCUCGCCUCGCCGGUGCCCAUGCCGGGCUCCCCAUGACGGGAGGACGCCCGGUGGACAGCGUGGCAUGAGCCAGGAGCCCGGGCCGAGCCCGAGCGGGGAAGAUGUCGAGCCCGGGCGUCGACGGCGACCCCAAGCCUCCAUGCUUGCCUCGCAAUGGCCUGGUGAAGCUGCCGGGCCAGCCCAAUGGCCUGGGCGCAGCCAGCAUCACCAAGGGCACGCCAGCUGCCAAGAACCGCCCUUGCCAGCCACCCCCGCCCACCCUCCCACCACCCAGCCUGGCUGCCCCACCGCCCCGGGCUGCUCUGGCCGGGGGCCUGUGCCCCCAGGCAGGGCUCCCCCUUGGUGGACCAGCCUUAGCCCCAGUGCCUGGGCCCCCAGCAGAGCGACCGCCCCUGGCCACAGAUGAGAAGAUCCUCAAUGGCCUCUUCUGGUACUUCUCGGCCUGCGAGAAGUGUGUGCUGGCGCAGGUGUGCAAGGCCUGGAGGCGUGUGCUCUACCAGCCCAAGUUCUGGGCGGGCCUCACGCCUGUGCUGCACGCCAAGGAGCUCUACACAGUGCUGCCUGGAGGUGAGAAGGAGUUCGUGAACCUGCAGGGCUUUGCAGCACGUGGCUUUGAGGGUUUCUGCCUGGUCGGCGUCUCUGACUUGGACAUCUGUGAGUUCAUUGACAACUACGCGCUCUCCAAGAAGGGUGUCAAAGCCAUGAGCCUCAAGCGUUCCACCAUCACUGAUGCCGGCCUGGAGGUGAUGCUGGAGCAGAUGCAGGGUGUGGUGCGCCUGGAGCUGUCAGGUUGCAACGACUUCACCGAGGCUGGGCUGUGGUCCAGCCUGAGUGCGCGGAUCACCUCGCUGAGCGUGAGCGACUGCAUCAACGUGGCCGACGACGCCAUCGCGGCCAUCUCGCAGCUGCUGCCCAACCUGGCUGAGCUGAGCUUGCAGGCCUACCACGUGACGGACACAGCCCUGGCCUACUUCACAGCGCGCCAGGGCCACAGCACGCACACGCUGCGCCUGCUCUCCUGCUGGGAGAUCACCAACCAUGGCGUGGUCAACGUGGUGCAUAGCCUGCCCAACCUCACCGCGCUCAGCCUCUCUGGCUGCUCCAAGGUCACGGACGACGGCGUGGAGCUCGUGGCAGAGAACCUGCGGAAGCUCCGCAGCCUCGACCUCUCCUGGUGCCCACGCAUCACUGACAUGGCGCUCGAGUAUGUGGCCUGCGACCUGCAUCGCCUGGAGGAGCUCGUGCUGGACAGGUGUGUACGCAUCACGGACACUGGCCUCAGCUAUUUGUCCACCAUGUCGUCCCUCCGCAGCCUCUACCUGCGAUGGUGCUGCCAGGUGCAGGACUUCGGGCUGAAGCACCUCCUGGCCAUGAGGAGUCUGCGUCUCUUGUCUCUGGCAGGCUGCCCGCUGCUGACCGCCACCGGGCUGUCGGGCCUGGUGCAGCUGCAGGACCUGGAGGAGCUGGAGCUGACCAACUGCCCCGGAGCCACCCCCGAGCUCUUCAAGUACUUCUCGCAGCACCUGCCCCGCUGCCUCGUCGUCGAGUAGUCGGGGCCUCCCCGCCCUCGGCCCCUCGCUCUCCUCCCCGCCCCGCCCCGAGCAAGGAGGGCGGCGGGCGGGCCAGCCCCGCGCACGCACGCACGCACGCUCGGGGAAUUUGUGCAUGCCCCUCGCGCCCGCAACUGCACGCCCGCCCUUCGCCACGCCACAGUCGCCUCCAUCGUUCGCCCGCCCGCCGGAGGCGGAGCGCUGGGGCUCGGUCCUGGGGGCGCUUUGAGCUCGCCAGACGGCCCCUACCGCCUUCUCCGCCACACCCCGCUCUGUCUCCCCACCCCGGGCAGGGCCCAGGGGGAUUGAGGGGAGCUGGGUCCCGCAUCUUCCACUGCACCGCGCCUGGAGCCCUCCGAGGGGUGCGAGGGGAAACAGGCCGCCGCCAAAGCCAUGGCCCGCCCAGGAGCCCAAGUCUCACCCGCCCUUCCCCCACUCAUGCCAGCCUGACCCCCAGCGACCUCCCCUCUUCCUUGCCGCUGUGUGAGAGAGGCCCGGCUCGCCCCACCCCACCCACAGACCUAAGGUCCUUGGACCCUGGCCAGGCUAGGGCAGAAAUGGAUUAGGAGAGGGGCCACCAGGCUGACAGUGACCUUGGCAUAAUCAACAUUAGCCCAGCUGGCUCCAGUCCACCUCAAUCUGAGAGGCCUGCAGCUGGAGCGACCAUUAGGGCCUGCAGGCCUUGGGAGCAGUCCUGAGUGGACCCUGCCCUGCAACCCCUGUAGCCAGCUGGGCCCAGGCCCCUCAGUGCAACACUUCAUCCUGGGCAGGUCUCCACCAGGUGGAAGCUGGGAAAGGGGGCCCUAGCCAGUGACCAAUCUUCCAGUGACCAGCUCCCCCUCAACACCCAAAGGGAGGGCUCCUUUCUAGCCACAGCCUCCCUCUCCCCAGCUUCCCAGACUUCUACCUGCCCACGUGGGCACACCGUGUUCUGUCUAGUCCCAGCACAUCGGGAAGUCCUGGGGUGCUGGCCCAUCUUGGCGAUUGCUGAGGAGGGGGCUGGGACCCCUUUCCAUCCCAACCUUGAGCACCCACACCCUAUCUUGGGACACUCCCCACCCCCCAAUCUGGUUGGAAGAGAGUAGCCAGUUUCCAGAGAGCCAGAGAGUGACAGAGAGAGAGAGAGAAAGAGCGAGCGAGAGAUGCUGUUGAAGAGAGUUCAACAGCCCAAAGAUUUCCCUGCCCCUGGAGUGCUGGCCAGAGGCUCCAGGGCUGAGAUGGUCAGGAGCCAGUUUCUUCAGCCCCUCCUCCCCACAGCUCCUAGUGGGGAGGGGCAGCUGUCCAUUUGUCCAAAGUAUUAAUGCAACUGAAGCUGUGAUAUUUCCAACGACUGUAGGAGGAAAAAUUAGGGGGACAGAGGAAAACAAAACCAACCAACCCCUAAAAUCAUUUUCUUAUUGUACAUAACGACCUCAUUCUCCUGUAUAUGCGGAAGAUAUAACCUUAUAUUUGGUAAGUGUUUCUUGUGCUAUUUUAUCACGUGACCUGUUUAUAAAAAUAUAUAUUAAAAAAGUUGUAAAAACA